CAAUGAAAUUGAGGUUCCAAAAGGUGAUUCUCAAUUUGCAACACAUUUGAAAGCAUCUGAAGCGGUAAGUAAUUUUGCAAGAUCAAAAACUUUACGUGAACAAAGAGAAUUUUUACCAGCUUUUGUAGUUCGUGAAGAACUUUUAAAAAUUAUUAGAGAUAAUCAAGGUUCAGGUAAAACCACGCAGCUUACACAAUAUCUUCAUGAAGAUGGUUACAGCAAGUAUGGAAUUAUUGGGUGUACACAACCUCGACGUGUUGCUGCAAUGUCAGUUGCAAAGCGUGUUAGCGAAGAAAUGGAUUGUAAGCUUGGAACAACAGUGGGCUAUGCAAUUCGAUUCGAAGAUUGUACUUCUGAAAGCACUCUGAUAAAAUAUAUGACUGAUGGUGUAAUGCUUCGUGAAUCACUUAAAGAACCAGAUCUUGAUCAUUAUAGUACUGUUAUAAUGGAUGAAGCUCAUGAACGUUCAUUACAGACUGAUGUUUUAAUGGGUUUAUUAAGACAAGUGAUUACACGUAGAAGGGACCUUAAAUUAAUUGUAACUUCAGCAACUAUGAAUGCAGAAAAGUUUGCUGCAUUUUUUGGAAAUUGUGCUAUAUUUACAAUUCCAGGCCGUACUUUUCCAGUUGAUACUAUGUUUAGUAAAACUCCAUGCGAGGAUUAUGUUGACAGUGCUGUAAAACAAGUUUUAGAAAUUCAUUUAAGUCGCCCAGCUGGUGAUAUUUUGGUGUUUAUGACUGGUCAAGAGGAUAUAGAAAUAACAUGUCAAGUUAUUUCAGAACGACUUCAACAAUUGGAUAAUCCACCACCAUUGGCAGUUCUACCGAUUUAUUCACAAUUACCUGCUGAUUUACAAGCUAGAAUUUUUGAAAAGACAUCAGAUAAUGCACGUAAAGUGAUUGUUGCAACAAACAUUGCAGAAACCUCACUUACAGUUUUUAAUCCCAAGAUUGGUAUGGAUUCACUGCAAAUAACACCAAUCAGCCAAGCAAAUGCAAAUCAAAGAUCUGGACGUGCUGGACGUACAGGUGCAGGAACUUGUUAUCGUCUCUAUACAGAACAAGCUUAUCAUCAUGAAAUGUUUAUUAAUACAAUACCUGAAAUUCAGCGAACCAAUUUAGCAAAUGUGGUAUUACUUCUUAAAUCUUUGGGUGUUAAAAAUUUAUUAGAUUUUGAUUUUAUGGAUCCUCCUCCACAGGACAAUAUUUUGAAUUCAAUGUAUCAAUUAUGGAUCUUGGGUGCAUUAGAUAAUACAGGGGAAUUAACACCACUUGGGCGUAGAAUGGUGGAAUUUCCAUUGGAUCCUUCAUUGUCCAAGAUGUUAAUUGUAUCUCAAGAGUUAGGCUGUACUGCAGAAAUUUUGGCUAUUGUAUCUAUGCUUUCUGUUCCUUCAGUAUUUUAUCGACCAAAGGAAAGAGUAGAGCAAAGUGAUGCUGCUAGAGAAAAAUUUUUUGUACCUGAAAGUGAUCAUUUGACUUUACUACAUGUUUAUACACAAUGGAAAUCUAAUGGGUUUCAAGAUGGAUGGUGUGUAAACCAUUUUAUACAUUCAAAGGCAAUGCGUAAGGCUCAAGAGGUCAGAUCACAAUUAAUAGAUAUUAUGAAAGCUGAAAAAAUGGAAUUAGUGUCUUGUGGUACAAACUGGGAUGUAGUUAGAAAGUGUAUAUGUUCAGCAUACUUUCAUCAAGCUGCAAGAAUUAAGGGAAUUGGAGAAUAUGUUAAUAUUCGUACUGGUAUGCCAUGUCAUCUUCAUCCAACAAGUGCAUUGUAUGGACUUGGGUAUACACCUGAUUACAUAGUCUAUCAUGAAUUGGUAAUGACUUCAAAAGAAUAUAUGCAAUGUGUUACUGCUGUAGAUCCCUAUUGGCUUGCGGAAAUGGGACCUAUGUUUUAUUCAGUCAAAGAAAAUAAUUUUACACAAAAGGAAAAACGGGCUGCAAACAAAGCAGAAAUGGCCAAAAUGACAAAGGAAAUGAAAAUUAAGAAGGCACGAGAGGAAGAGGAAGAUGAAGAAAAAUUACAAAUACAAGCAGUAAGGUCACCCAAAAAACCAAAAAUAUUUAUGCCAGGCCGUAAUGCUAAAACUUCAUUAGGAAAAAAAGGAUUAG
This is a messenger RNA of Entrophospora candida, 2108 nucleotides long. NCBI's taxonomy places the organism in Eukaryota, Fungi, Glomeromycota, Glomeromycetes, Entrophosporales, Entrophosporaceae. The record is from the annotation of a GenBank genome assembly.